Molecule: messenger RNA, 1687 nt
Organism: Carica papaya (papaya)
Lineage: Eukaryota; Viridiplantae; Streptophyta; Magnoliopsida; Brassicales; Caricaceae
Product: 3',5'-bisphosphate nucleotidase AHL-like
Biological process (GO): phosphatidylinositol phosphate biosynthetic process; sulfate assimilation
Molecular function (GO): kinase activity; 3'(2'),5'-bisphosphate nucleotidase activity
Source: RefSeq, a predicted model, not a curated record
UAUAAUUACUUGCUUCUCCUUUACUGUCCACAAAACCCAGAUAAUCCAAAUCAAUCACCAAUGUCUUUAAAUUGCUCCAUCCUCAAUCCCAAAGUCCCAGACUUUCAGGGACAGAGAAGAAUAUACAACAAAACCCAUGUAGGAAAUUUCUUCUUCUACCAUAGAAAAAGCCAUCAACCGAAAAACAACUUAGUUUCUGUUCUUUCCAUGUCGGAGUCCAAGCAAACCCAAUUCCAUUCUUACUCUCCCCCUCCUCCUCCAUUAAUGGAGGACCAUGAAAAUCUUGGUCCGAACUGUGAGGAACUCGAUAUUGCUGUCAGGGCUGUACAUAUGGCGUGUUUUCUAUGCCAAAAAGUGCAGGACAGUUUGGUUUCAAAAGGAAAUAGUCCAGUUCAAUCCAAGGAUGAUAAUUCUCCUGUUACUGUUGCAGAUUGGAGUGUUCAAGCAAUAGUUAGUUGGAUUCUGGCUGAGUUCUUUGGGAGUCGAAAUGUGUCAAUUGUUGCCGAAGAAGACAUUCAAAAUCUCUCCAAGCCUAAUGCAGCUGGCCUAUUAGAAACUGUUGUGUCUACUGUGAAUGAUUGUCUUGCUGAAGCACCUCGUUUUGGGCUUCAAGGUCCGGAAAUUCCCCUUGGAUCUUCUGAGAUUCUCGAAGCCAUUAGUCGAUGCAACUCAACAGGAGGUCCUAGAGGGAGAUUUUGGGCACUGGAUCCCGUUGAUGGCACAUUAGGUUUUGUACGAGGUGAUCAAUAUGCUGUUGCUUUAGCAUUGAUUGACGAUGGAGAAGUUGUGCUUGGAGUUCUCGGGUGUCCUAAUUAUCCAAUGAGAAAGGAAUGGUUGAGUUAUCAUCACCGGUAUCACAGAAUCAUAUCGAAGUUGACCCCGCCAUCAUCUGAAUCCUGGGACAAAGGUUGUGUCAUAUGUGCUAAAAGAGGUACUGGAAAGGCUUGGAUGCAGCCUUUAAUCCUAGGAAACAGAAAGCUAGUAUGGCCAAGCUCUUCGAGGCCAAUUCAAGUGUCCUCCGUUGAUAAUCCUGAAUUGGCUACAUUUUGUGAACCGGUUGAGAAGUCCAAUUCAAGCCAUUCCUUCACAGCUGGACUAGCUCACAGCCUCGGGAUCAGGAAGCAACCAUUACGUGUCUACAGCAUGGUGAAGUACGCAGCAAUAGCUCGAGGUGACGCCGAAAUAUUCAUGAAGUUUGCACGAACUGGCUACAAGGAAAAGAUAUGGGAUCAUGCAGCCGGUGUUGUGAUUGUACAAGAAGCUGGAGGUGUAGUAACUGAUGCUGGAGGCCGCCCACUUAACUUCUCGAAGGGGUUGUUCUUGGAAGGUCUUGACCGAGGUAUAGUUGCUUGUGCUGGAUCUGAAUUACAUGAGAAGAUUAUAGCGGCUGUUGAUGCUAGCUGGAGCUCAUCCAGUCUAUAAUGACUUUCUGCUGCAGAAUAUCAGUAAGAAUGUGUUGUAUUGCAUUUUCUAGGCAGCGUAAGAAGAUUAUAGAUUUUCCUUUAUGCAUGUGUAUAUACAUAUAUAUAUAUUUUGUUGUUUUAUAGAUCGUGUUUGCUGAUCAUCAUAGAAAUCAACCUGGUUUUAAAUGUUAAUCAAGGUUGAAGAUUUGUAUAUAGCAAUGUUGUUCUUGUCAUAAAGGAAAGGUUUUGCCUUUUCUUAAUGGUUAUGAAAGCUAUAUGGAAAA